Molecule: messenger RNA, 11845 nt
Organism: Calidris pugnax (ruff)
Lineage: Eukaryota; Metazoa; Chordata; Aves; Charadriiformes; Scolopacidae
Gene: ITPR3
Product: inositol 1,4,5-trisphosphate receptor, type 3
Exons: 78
Coding region: 104-11056 (3650 amino acids)
Biological process (GO): calcium ion transmembrane transport
Cellular component (GO): membrane; endoplasmic reticulum
Molecular function (GO): inositol 1,4,5 trisphosphate binding; inositol 1,4,5-trisphosphate-gated calcium channel activity
Source: RefSeq, a predicted model, not a curated record
CCCGGAGAAGGGGGUCCCCUAAGCUUUUCUCGCCCCAUGGUGGAUUUGGACACGGGAAGGUGACUUGGGGAAGGAAGGGGACCGUGCCGGGUCGAGGGCAACCAUGAAUGAGAUGUCAAGUUUCCUGCACAUCGGGGACAUCGUCUCCCUGUACGCCGAAGGCUCCGUCAAUGGCUUCAUCAGCACUUUGGGGCUGGUGGACGAUCGCUGCGUGGUGGAGCCGGCCGCUGGCGACCUGGACAACCCACCCAAGAAGUUUCGAGACUGCCUCUUCAAAGUAUGUCCCAUGAACCGCUACUCGGCCCAGAAGCAGUACUGGAAGGCCAAGCAAACCAAGCAGGACAAGGAGAAGAUCGCAGAUGUGGUGCUGCUGCAGAAACUCCAGCACGCGGCCCAGAUGGAGCAGAAGCAGAACGAAACGGAGAACAAGAAGGUGCAUGGGGACGUGGUGAAAUACGGCAGCGUCAUACAGCUCCUCCACAUGAAGAGCAACAAGUACCUGACGGUGAACAAGCGGCUGCCGGCCCUGCUGGAGAAAAACGCCAUGAGGGUGACGCUGGAUGCCACCGGCAACGAAGGAUCCUGGCUCUUUAUCCAGCCCUUCUGGAAGCUGAGGAGCAAUGGAGAUAACGUAGUCGUGGGAGACAAAGUCAUCCUGAACCCUGUCAACGCCGGGCAGCCGCUGCACGCCAGCAAUUAUGAGCUUGCUGACAACGCCGGCUGCAAGGAGGUGAACUCAGUCAAUUGUAACACCAGCUGGAAAAUCAACCUUUUCAUGCAGUUCCGCGACCACAUGGAGGAAGUGCUGAAAGGGGGGGACGUGGUGAGGCUCUUCCACGCCGAGCAGGAGAAGUUUCUCACCUGUGAUGAGUACAAAGGCAAGCUGCACGUCUUCCUUCGCACCACCCUGCGGCAGUCGGCCACCUCGGCCACCAGCUCCAACGCCCUGUGGGAGGUGGAGGUGGUCCACCAUGACCCAUGCCGAGGAGGAGCCGGGCACUGGAAUGGCUUGUACCGCUUCAAGCACCUUGCCACGGGCAACUACCUGGCAGCAGAGGAAAACCCAAGUUAUAAAGGAGACGUGGCUGAGCCCAAAGCAGCGCCCACGGGGGGCAGCAGCCGUGCCAGCCGCAGGAACACGGGGGAGAAGAUCAAAUACCGGCUGGUGGCCGUGCCCCACGGCAACGACAUCGCCUCCCUCUUCGAGCUGGACCCCACCACGCUGCAGAAGACCGACUCCUUCGUCCCGCGGAACUCCUACGUGAGGCUGCGCCACCUCUGCACCAACACCUGGAUCCAGAGCACCAACGUGCCCAUUGACAUCGAUGAGGAGAGGCCCAUCCGCCUCAUGCUGGGCACGUGCCCCACCAAAGAAGACAAAGAAGCUUUUGCCAUCGUCUCCGUGCCCGUAUCUGAGAUCCGGGACCUGGACUUUGCCAAUGACGCCAGCUCGAUGCUGGCCAACGUGGUGGAGAAGAUGAACGAAGGUUUUCUCAGCCAGAACGACCGGAGGUUUGUCAUCCAGCUCCUGGAGGACUUGGUGUUUUUCGUCAGCGACGUUCCCAACAAUGGCCAGAACGUGCUGGACAUCGUGGUGACCAAGCCCAACCGGGAGCGGCAGAAGCUGAUGCGGGAGCAGAACAUUCUGAAGCAGAUCUUUGGGAUCCUGAAAGCCCCCUUCAAGGACAAGGGCGGGGAAGGGCCCCUGGUGCGGCUGGAGGAGCUGUCGGACCAGAAGAACGCUCCCUACCAGUACAUGUUUCGGCUGUGCUACCGUGUGCUGCGGCACUCCCAGGAGGACUAUCGCAAGAACCAGGAGCACAUUGCCAAGCAGUUUGGCAUGAUGCAGUCCCAAAUUGGCUACGACAUCCUCGCCGAGGACACCAUCACGGCCCUGCUGCACAACAACCGCAAGCUGCUGGAGAAGCACAUCACCAAGACGGAGGUGGAGACCUUCGUCAGCCUGGUGCGCAAGAACCGCGAGCCACGGUUUUUGGACUACCUCUCGGACCUGUGCGUGUCCAACCACAUUGCCAUCCCCGUCACCCAGGAGCUGAUCUGCAAGUGUGUGCUGGACCCAAAGAACAGCGACAUCCUCAUCAAGACGGAGCUGAGGCCAGUGAAGGAGAUGUCCCAGACCCACGAGUACCUGAGCAUCGAGUACUCGGAGGAGGAGGUCUGGCUCACCUGGACGGACAAGAACAACGACCACCAUGAGAAAAGCAUCCGGCAGCUGGCACAGGAGGCCCGGGCUGGGAAUGCCCAUGAUGAGAACGUCCUCAGCUACUACAGGUACCAGCUGAAGCUCUUUGCCCGCAUGUGCCUGGAUCGCCAGUACCUGGCCAUCAAGGAGAUCUCCCAGCAGCUGGGUGUGGACCUGAUCUUCCUCUGCAUGGCAGAUGAGAUGCUGCCCUUCGAUCUCCGGGCGUCCUUCUGCCACCUCAUGUUGCACGUGCACGUAGACAGGGAUCCCCAGGAGCUGGUGAUGCCUGUGAAGUUUGCACGGCUCUGGACUGAGAUCCCCACAGCCAUCACAAUCAAAGAUUAUGACUCCAACCUCAACGUCUCACGUGAUGACAAAAAGAACAAGUUUGCCAGCACCAUGGAGUUCGUGGAGGACUACCUCAACAACGUGGUGAGCGAGGCGGUGCCCUUUGCCAAUGAGGAGAAGAACAAGCUCACCUUUGAGGUCGUCAGCCUUGCCCACAACCUCAUCUACUUCGGCUUCUACAGCUUCAGCGAGCUGCUGCGCCUGACGCGGACACUGCUGGGCAUCAUCGACUGCGUCCAAAACCCCCAGCUGAUGAUGCAGGCGGUCUACAAUGACGAGGUGACGGGGAAGAACGUGAGGAGAUCCAUCCAGGGUGUUGGGCAGAUGAUGUCCACCAUGGUGCUGAGCAGGAAACAGUCCAUCUUCAGCCCCCCGAGCCUCAGCGCCGGAUCUGCCCCAGAGCAGGUGGACAGAGGGAGGAGCGUCGAGAGCGAGAACAUUGUGGUGAUGGAGACCAAGCUGAAGAUUCUGGCAAUCUUGCAGUUCAUCCUGAAUGUGCGGCUGGACUACAGGAUCUCCUACCUGCUUUCUGUCUUCAAGAAGGAGUUUGUGGAGGUCUACCCCAUGCAGGACAGCGCGGCCGAUGGGACGGCUCCAGCCUUUGACUCCACAACCGCAGCCAUGAACCUGGAGCGGAUCGGCGAGCACGCGGAAGCCAUGUUCGGUGUGGGGAAGACGAGCAGCAUGUUAGAGGUGGAUGACGAGGGAGGGAGGAUGUUUCUGCGGGUGCUGAUCCACCUGACGAUGCACGACUACCCACCCCUCAUCUCCGGGUCCCUGCAGCUCCUCUUCAAGCACUUCAGCCAGAGGCAGGAGGUCUUGCACACCUUCAAACAGGUUCAGCUCCUGAUCUCAGCCCAGGAUGUGGAGAAUUACAAGGUGAUCAAGUCAGAGCUGGACAAACUCCGCACUAUGGUGGAGAAAUCGGAGCUCUGGGUGGACAAGAAGGGGAGCAGCAAAGGGGACAGCACCGUGGAGGGGAACAAGAAGGACAAGAAAGAGCAUGCUGCUGACGAAGAGGUCAUUGCUCCGGGAGAGAAGAGCAGUGAGAACUAUCAGAUAGUCAAGGGGAUCCUGGAGCGGCUGAAUAAGAUGUGUGGGGUUGGAGAGCAAGUGCGCAAGAAGCAGCAGCGCCUUCUGAAGAACAUGGAUGCCCACAAAGUGAUGCUGGAUCUGCUGCAGAUCCCUUAUGAGAAGGGUGAUGCCAAGAUGAUGGAGAUCCUGAAAUUCACCCACCAGUUCCUGCAGAAGUUUUGUGCUGGCAACCAGGAAAACCAGGCCCUGCUGCACAAACACCUCAACCUGUUCCUGACCCCCGGGCUCCUGGAGGCUGAGACGAUGCAGCACAUCUUCCUCAACAACUACCAGCUCUGCUCGGAGAUCAACGAGACGGUGCCACAGCACUUCAUCCACUGCGUGGCCACCCACGGCCGUCAUGUCCAGUACCUGGACUUCCUGCACACCAUCAUCAAGGCCGAGGGCAAGUACGUCAAGAAGUGCCAGGACAUGAUCAUGACCGAGCUCACCAAUGCUGGGGACGAUGUGGUGGUUUUCUACAAUGACAAGGCUUCACUGGCCACUCUUCUGGAGAUGAUGACGGCGGCCAGGGAUGGGGUGGAGGAGAACAGCCCACUGAUGUACCACAUCUCGCUGGUGGACCUGCUGGCUGCCUGCGCCGAGGGCAAGAACGUCUACACAGAGAUCAAGUGCACAUCCCUGCUGCCCUUGGAGGACGUGGUGCGGGUGGUGACACAUGAGGAUUGCAUCACGGAGGUGAAGAUGGCCUAUGUGAACUUUGUCAACCACUGCUAUGUGGACACAGAGGUGGAGAUGAAGGAGAUCUACACCAGCAACCACAUCUGGACUCUCUUUGAGAACUUCACCCUGGACAUGGCCCAGAUGUGCAAGAAGCGAGAGAAACGCCUGCCAGACCCUACGCUGGAGAAGUACGUGCUGACGGUGGUGCUUGACACCAUCAAUGCGUUCUUCAGCUCCCCCUUCUCAGAGAACAGCACCUCGCUCCAGACCCACCAGACCAUUGUGGUGCAGCUUCUCCAGUCCACCAUGAGGCUGCUGGAGUGUCCCUGGCUGCAGCAGCAGCACAAGAGCUCGGUGGAAGCCUGCAUCCGCACGCUGGCCAUGGUUGCCAAGAGCCGCUCCAUCGCGCUGCCCAUGGACCUGGACGCCCACGUCAGCUCCCUGCUCAACAGCAGCUCCACCAGCACCGUGCAGAGGAACACGUCCAGCUACAAGACGGCCACACGGACCUUCCCCCGCGUCUCCACCACCCCCAACCAGUGGGACUACAAGAACAUCAUAGAGAAGCUGCAGGACAUCAUCACCGCCCUGGAGGAUCGCUUGAAACCGCUGGUGGAGGCUGAGCUCUCUGUCCUGGUCGAUGUCCUCCACCGGCCAGAGCUGCUCUUCAUGGAGGGGACGGAGGCGUUCCAGCGGUGCGAGAGCGGAGGUUUCCUGUCCAAGCUGGUGCAGCACACCAAGGACCUCAUGGAGACGGAGGAGAAGCUGUGCAUCAAGGUGCUGAGGACACUGCAGCAGAUGCUGGUGAAGAGGAACAGAUACGGCGAGAGGGGCAACCUGCUGCGGAAAAUGCUCCUGAACAAUUACCUGCAGAACAAGAAGUCCAGCUCCAAAGGGGAAAUGGUGGAUGCUGCUGGGGGAGGCCAAGACCAGGACUGGUCUGCUAUCGCUGCUGUCCAGUGCCGGCUGGAUCGAGAAGGGGCCACCAAGCUGGUGGCUGACCUCAUCAUGAACACCAAGAACGAGAAGAUCUUCCAAGAGAGCAUCCUUCUUGCCAUCCGGCUGUUGGAUGGAGGCAACACUGAGAUCCAGAAAUCCUUUUACAACCUCAUGACGAGCGACAAGAAGUCCGAGAAGUUCUUCAAAGUUUUGCACGACAGGAUGAAGAAGGCACAGCAGGAGACCAAGUCCACGGUGUCUGUGAACAUGAGUGACAUCGGGAACAAACCUCGUGAGGACAAGGACGAGCCUGACCCUGGCACCAAAGGACGAGGAGACACCUUCCUGAUGCCUGGCACCCCCUCCCGAUGCCCGAUGGCCAUAGGGUUUCGGAAGGGCCAUGACACGGGGGAGCAGGGUCAGAACAAUGAGAUGGGGGUGACGGUCCUGAUCAUGGAGCCCAUCCUGAGAUUCCUGCAACUGCUCUGUGAGAACCACAACCGGGACCUGCAGAACUUCCUCCGGUGCCAGAACAACAAAACCAACUACAACCUGGUGUGUGAGACGCUGCAGUUCCUUGACAUCAUGUGCGGCAGCACCACGGGGGGGCUGGGGCUGCUGGGGCUCUACAUCAACGAGUACAACGUGGCCCUCAUCACCCAGACCCUGGAGACCCUCACCGAGUACUGCCAAGGGCCCUGCCACGAGAACCAGAGCUGCAUCGUGACCCACGAGUCCAAUGGGAUCGACAUCAUCACAGCCCUCAUCCUCAACGACAUCAGCCCCCUCUGCAAGUACCGGAUGGACCUGGUCCUGCAGCUGAAGGACAAUGCCUCCAAGCUCCUCUUGGCCCUCAUGGAGAGCAGACACGACAGUGAAAACGCCGAGCGGAUCCUCAUCAGCCUCCGCCCACAGGAACUGGUGGAUGUGAUUAAGAAGGCCUAUCUGCAGGAGGAGGAGUGUGAAAACGCUGAGGUUUCCCCCCGGGAAGUUGGCCACAACAUCUAUAUCCUGGCGCUGCAGCUCUCCCGACACAACAAGUCUCUGCAGCAGCUCCUGAAGCCGGUGAAGCGAAUCCAGGAGGAGGAGGAGGAGGGCAUCUCAUCCAUGCUCAGCCUCAACAACAAGCAGCUCACGCAGAUGCUGAAGUCGACGGCCCCGGUCCAGGAAGAAGAGGAGGACCCGCUGGCCUAUUACGAAAAACACACAUCCCAAAUUGAGAUUGUGCGCCUGGACCGGAGCAUGGAGCAGAUAAUCUUCCCGGUGCCUGGCAUCUGCGAGUUCCUCACCAAGGAGACCAAGUACAGGCUCUUCACCACCACGGAGCAGGACGAGCAGGGCAGCAAAGUCAGUGAUUUCUUCGACCAGUCGUCCUUCCUCCACAACGAGAUGGAAUGGCAGAAGAAACUGCGCACCAAGAGCCGCUCCAUCGCGCUGCCCAUGGACCUGGACGCCCACGUCAGCUCCCUGCUCAACAGCAGCUCCACCAGCACCGUGCAGAGGAACACGUCCAGCUACAAGACGGCCACACGGACCUUCCCCCGCGUCUCCACCACCCCCAACCAGUGGGACUACAAGAACAUCAUAGAGAAGCUGCAGGACAUCAUCACCGCCCUGGAGGAUCGCUUGAAACCGCUGGUGGAGGCUGAGCUCUCUGUCCUGGUCGAUGUCCUCCACCGGCCAGAGCUGCUCUUCAUGGAGGGGACGGAGGCGUUCCAGCGGUGCGAGAGCGGAGGUUUCCUGUCCAAGCUGGUGCAGCACACCAAGGACCUCAUGGAGACGGAGGAGAAGCUGUGCAUCAAGGUGCUGAGGACACUGCAGCAGAUGCUGGUGAAGAGGAACAGAUACGGCGAGAGGGGCAACCUGCUGCGGAAAAUGCUCCUGAACAAUUACCUGCAGAACAAGAAGUCCAGCUCCAAAGGGGAAAUGGUGGAUGCUGCUGGGGGAGGCCAAGACCAGGACUGGUCUGCUAUCGCUGCUGUCCAGUGCCGGCUGGAUCGAGAAGGGGCCACCAAGCUGGUGGCUGACCUCAUCAUGAACACCAAGAACGAGAAGAUCUUCCAAGAGAGCAUCCUGCUGGCCAUCCGGCUGUUGGAUGGAGGCAACACUGAGAUCCAGAAAUCCUUUUACAACCUCAUGACGAGCGACAAGAAGUCCGAGAAGUUCUUCAAAGUUUUGCACGACAGGAUGAAGAAGGCACAGCAGGAGACCAAGUCCACGGUGUCUGUGAACAUGAGUGACAUCGGGAACAAACCUCGUGAGGACAAGGACGAGCCUGACCCUGGCACCAAAGGUAUGGAGCUGUGUCCCCUUGGUAGAGCCAACGUCUCGUGUGAUAACCCGAUGCUAACGAGGUUGGAUUGCCCUCUAGGACGAGGAGACACCUUCCUGAUGCCUGGCACCCCCUCCCGAUGCCCGAUGGCCAUAGGGUUUCGGAAGGGCCAUGACACGGGGGAGCAGGGUCAGAACAAUGAGAUGGGGGUGACGGUCCUGAUCAUGGAGCCCAUCCUGAGAUUCCUGCAACUGCUCUGUGAGAACCACAACCGGGACCUGCAGAACUUCCUCCGGUGCCAGAACAACAAAACCAACUACAACCUGGUGUGUGAGACGCUGCAGUUCCUUGACAUCAUGUGCGGCAGCACCACGGGGGGGCUGGGGCUGCUGGGGCUCUACAUCAACGAGUACAACGUGGCCCUCAUCACCCAGACCCUGGAGACCCUCACCGAGUACUGCCAAGGGCCCUGCCACGAGAACCAGAGCUGCAUCGUGACCCACGAGUCCAAUGGGAUCGACAUCAUCACAGCCCUCAUCCUCAACGACAUCAGCCCCCUCUGCAAGUACCGGAUGGACCUGGUCCUGCAGCUGAAGGACAAUGCCUCCAAGCUCCUCUUGGCCCUCAUGGAGAGCAGACACGACAGUGAAAACGCCGAGCGGAUCCUCAUCAGCCUCCGCCCACAGGAACUGGUGGAUGUGAUUAAGAAGGCCUAUCUGCAGGAGGAGGAGUGUGAAAACGCUGAGGUUUCCCCCCGGGAAGUUGGCCACAACAUCUAUAUCCUGGCGCUGCAGCUCUCCCGACACAACAAGUCUCUGCAGCAGCUCCUGAAGCCGGUGAAGCGAAUCCAGGAGGAGGAGGAGGAGGGCAUCUCAUCCAUGCUCAGCCUCAACAACAAGCAGCUCACGCAGAUGCUGAAGUCAACGGCCCCAGUCCAGGAAGAAGAGGAGGACCCGCUGGCCUAUUACGAAAAACACACAUCCCAAAUUGAGAUUGUGCGCCUGGACCGGAGCAUGGAGCAGAUAAUCUUCCCGGUGCCUGGCAUCUGCGAGUUCCUCACCAAGGAGACCAAGUACAGGCUCUUCACCACCACGGAGCAGGACGAGCAGGGCAGCAAAGUCAGUGAUUUCUUCGACCAGUCGUCCUUCCUCCACAACGAGAUGGAAUGGCAGAAGAAACUGCGCACCUUUGCUCCACAGAACUUCCUCCGGUGCCAGAACAACAAAACCAACUACAACCUGGUGUGUGAGACGCUGCAGUUCCUUGACAUCAUGUGCGGCAGCACCACGGGGGGGCUGGGGCUGCUGGGGCUCUACAUCAACGAGUACAACGUGGCCCUCAUCACCCAGACCCUGGAGACCCUCACCGAGUACUGCCAAGGGCCCUGCCACGAGAACCAGAGCUGCAUCGUGACCCACGAGUCCAAUGGGAUCGACAUCAUCACAGCCCUCAUCCUCAACGACAUCAGCCCCCUCUGCAAGUACCGGAUGGACCUGGUCCUGCAGCUGAAGGACAAUGCCUCCAAGCUCCUCUUGGCCCUCAUGGAGAGCAGACACGACAGUGAAAACGCCGAGCGGAUCCUCAUCAGCCUCCGCCCACAGGAACUGGUGGAUGUGAUUAAGAAGGCCUAUCUGCAGGAGGAGGAGUGUGAAAACGCUGAGGUUUCCCCCCGGGAAGUUGGCCACAACAUCUAUAUCCUGGCGCUGCAGCUCUCCCGACACAACAAGUCUCUGCAGCAGCUCCUGAAGCCGGUGAAGCGAAUCCAGGAGGAGGAGGAGGAGGGCAUCUCAUCCAUGCUCAGCCUCAACAACAAGCAGCUCACGCAGAUGCUGAAGUCAACGGCCCCAGUCCAGGAAGAAGAGGAGGACCCGCUGGCCUAUUACGAAAAACACACAUCCCAAAUUGAGAUUGUGCGCCUGGACCGGAGCAUGGAGCAGAUAAUCUUCCCGGUGCCUGGCAUCUGCGAGUUCCUCACCAAGGAGACCAAGUACAGGCUCUUCACCACCACGGAGCAGGACGAGCAGGGCAGCAAAGUCAGUGAUUUCUUCGACCAGUCGUCCUUCCUCCACAACGAGAUGGAAUGGCAGAAGAAACUGCGCAGCAUGCCGCUGAUGUACUGGUUCUCCCGCAGAAUGACUCUCUGGGGAAGCAUUUCCUUCAACCUGGCUGUCUUCAUCAACAUAAUCAUUGCUUUCUUCUACCCCUACGUUGAAGCCACUUCCAUGGGAGUGCUGGAUUCCCCCCUGAUCUCCCUGCUCUUCUGGAUUCUCAUCUGCUUCUCCAUCAUGGCCUUGUUCACGAAGCGCUACGGUGUCAGACCGCUGCUGGUGGCGCUGAUCUUGCGAUCCAUCUAUUACUUGGGGAUUGGACUCACUCUGAAUAUUCUGGGAGCUCUCAAUCUGACCAACAAGAUCGUGUUUGUGGUGAGCUUCGUGGGCAACCGUGGCACCUUCAUCCGAGGCUACAAGGCCAUGAUCAUGGAUGUGGAGUUUCUUUACCAUGUUGGCUACAUCCUGACGAGCGUCCUGGGACUCUUUGUGCACGAACUCUUCUACAGCAUCCUGCUCUUUGACUUGAUCUACCGUGAGGAGACCUUGUUUAAUGUCAUCAAAAGCGUGACGCGGAACGGACGCUCCAUCCUGCUGACAGCCCUCCUAGCCCUCAUCCUCGUCUACCUCUUCUCCAUCGUGGGCUUCCUGUUCCUGAAGGAUGACUUCAUCCUGGAGGUGGACCGGCUGCCGGACAGCAAAGCCAAAGAUGACCCCUUGGGGAUGCAGAGGAACGUAGAGACCUUCAUGGAGUCGUGCAGCAGUGACAAAAUUAGCUGCUCUGCUGCGCCCACUGCCCUGGAAGAAACAGAGGCUGACCCAUGGGAACGUGCCUGCGACACGCUGCUCAUGUGCAUCGUCACCGUCUUGAACCACGGCCUGAGGAACGGAGGGGGUGUGGGGGACAUUCUGCGGAAGCCAUCGAAGGACGAGUCCUUGUUUCCUGCUCGGGUUGUCUACGACCUCCUCUUCUUCUUUAUUGUCAUUAUUAUCGUUCUUAACCUCAUCUUCGGGGUCAUCAUUGACACCUUCGCUGAUCUGAGGAGCGAGAAGCAAAAGAAGGAAGAGAUACUGAAGACGACCUGCUUCAUCUGUGGACUCGAGAGGGACAAGUUUGACAACAAGACGGUGUCCUUCGAGGAGCACAUUAAAUAUGAGCACAACAUGUGGAACUACCUGUACUUCAUAGUGCUGGUGCGGGUGAAGAACAAGACGGACUACACGGGGCCGGAGAGCUACGUGGCACAGAUGAUAAAGAAUAAGAACCUGGACUGGUUCCCCCGGAUGCGAGCCAUGUCGCUGGUCAGCAACGAAGGGGAAGGGGAACAGAACGAGAUCCGAAAUCUUCAAGACAAACUCAACACCACCAUGAAGCUGGUGUCCCAUCUCACCUCCCAGCUGAACGAGCUGAAGGAACAGAUGACAGAGCAACGGAAGCGCAGACAAAGGAUGGGGUUUGUGGAUGUCCAGAACUCCAUGAACCACUAAGAUGGAGAAGAAGCAUCAGCUUCACCCACCGAGGGACUACACGUACGUGUCAGCUAACGAGGCUGCUCACUCCUGGGUUCCACGCGUGGACAUCACCCGCAGAGAACGACGGACCAUGCGGAAGAGCUUCACAGUCACCAUUUUCCCUAGAGCUUGUAAGCAAUUCCGGACCCAGGGACUGGCCAGGGGAUUCCUGGACCCACACCGUUACUCUAACGCCCUUGUAGGAAGAUAAAUUAUACAGGACUUUUAUUCCUCAUUGCAAUAACUCUUUAUUUUGCAAAUGUGGAGGGUGGUAUCUGUAUCUCCAUGCACUACGUUGAGGUGUAGUGUAAGUAGCUGUAGGGCUGCAGUAUUUAACUUAUUCCAUGUGGCUCUUUGCAAACCAGCCACCGUAUCUGCUGUACCUGCCCCGUUGCUCACCCCUCUCCAUUUAAAGAGUUCUGUCCAUCGCUGAGGUGCAGAAAAGAGGAGCUAAACUCAAGGAGGUGGAUUUAAUUGAACUCACCAGAUGAGGGUGAGCAUCCCAGCUCGUACUGGUGGGAACUAGUCUUUUGCCUUCUGUGGCCCGAGGCUGCCCGGGCAGGAGUAGUAGGAGUCUGGAGGUUUACAGGAGUUCACUGUGAAGGGGUGUCCUGUGUUUUAGUUUCAUCUCUGGUGUAAUGUUUUACUUUUUUUUUGUGUGUGUAUGUUUGUUAUUGUUGUUACUUAAGAACUAAAAUGUAAAUUGCCUUAACUAAAUUAAAUACAAAAUCAUGUUACAAUAAAAACUUAAACAUGGUAGAGGAA